Pungitius pungitius (ninespine stickleback) is the source of this 4447-nucleotide messenger RNA. Its product is annotated as interphotoreceptor matrix proteoglycan 2-like. The record is from RefSeq and is a predicted model, not a curated record. Gene Ontology annotation, biological process: visual perception. Gene Ontology annotation, molecular function: heparin binding; hyaluronic acid binding. Bases 57 to 2972 code for a protein of 971 amino acids. The transcript is spliced from 19 exons. Lineage: Eukaryota; Metazoa; Chordata; Actinopteri; Perciformes; Gasterosteidae.
AAUGAACAAGGAACUGUGAGCAUUAUUUACACUCUGCUUCUUUCUCCUUCUAGAGAAUGUCACUACCAGGUUUGAAAAGUGAAACCACCAGGUCCUGGCAGCAAAUGUGCAUCACUCCCACACAAAGGUCACCAGAAGAUGCUGAGGCUCCUGAGCUGGAAGAGAAUGAUGAAGGUGAUGCAGUGCAGGAAGCAGCCGCUAUCGUCCCAGAGGUGGUGGAGAGUCCAAUGGACAAUGACAUUCCCCUGCAGCCUCCCAACCCCGCGCUGCUGGAGCAGGUGGUGGAGUUAAGCAUCCUGCUGAGCGGGGAGACGUACAGCAACAACCUCGACGAUCCAGCCAGCCUCCACCACCAAAGUCUUAGCAGACAGUUUGCUGGAAAGAUGGAGGACGCUCUGGAGGGGCUUCCUGGAUUUAAGGGUAUGUCCGUACUGGACUUCAGGCCCCAGAAGGACACUCAAGGGCUGGGUAACGUGGUGGUGGUCUACGCCGUCACAGUAGCGGUGGAUGGAGCAGGACUGAGCAACGAUCAACUGGACUACCUCACCUUGCAGUCGAACCGGGUGGAGAACUGGUACCGUGAGGUCGUUGAGCUCUCCACGGAGGUCUACACCAUCAGAAACGUAAACACUGAAGACCCGCAAGGCAACGAGGUGGAAAGGGUGUCUGAGGGCGCCGAGUCUGACAAUGCAGCAGACGCAGUCAUGAUUGAUGCUGUUGAGGAGCCACCACAGGCCCCCAUCCUGGAAGAGGACGCAGAUGUUGUCAAAGAAGACUACGCCCUGCCUGAGCCCUCUGAAACCGACGCGGUGUCAGACACAGAAAAUGACGUAAUUUUCCUGGAGGAGGGCGAAGUUGUGUCUCCUGCUCCUGGACUUACCACUGGUGCACCUGAAGCUGGCAGCAUUGAGGAGGAGGGUCUGUUGCUGGAUGACACUUUGCAGACUCCUGCUGUGGAAACCCAUCUACCAGAGGAGCUCCCAGCUGAGCUUCCCUCCUCUGAGCUGCCAGAGGGCGUCACACUGCCUGAACCCCCAGUGGAGGUGGAGGCCUCUGGUUUGACCACAGUUGACCUGGAGGACCUGCUCCACCCUUCUACGCCGACGGCGGAAGGAGAAGUUUCCUUUAAGGAGACUGGCGCAGAAGAUGGGCCGAUAACAGAAGAUGUCGAGGUUGCGGCAGUGGGAGAAGAACCUACUGUAUAUGAGGCUGAGAUGCCAGAGGAGCUUGAGGCCGCUACAAUUGCAGCAGAGACCGUAACAGAAGGCCUGCCUGUGCUGGUCCCACCUGCUGAGGCUGUAGAUGUAGAGAGUGAAGCAGAGCCGGAAGCUGAGCCGGAGGCAACAGAAACGGGUCUGCUUCCUGAUGGUGAAGAACUGGUGGUGGGUACGGGAGAAUCCAGCCCUGCAGAUGUUCCAUCUGCAGAUGAGGAAGUAAAUCCCAAACAGCCCGCGGAAGAAGGGGACAUCGGUAAGGUGGGGACCUAUCCCGAGGAACAUGUAGUUGAAUCCGGUAGCAUGGAGGAAGCAAAAGAGAGCCAAGAGGGACACGACGUGAGGAAAGAGACGGCACCUGAAGCUCCCCCUGCAGAGGCAGCUCCAGGUAUCUCCAGAGAGGACCUUACAGAGGAUGAAGUCUUGCUGGUCAACAGAGAUCAACUCCAGCCAGCUCCAGAGAGCGAGUCGCCUUUCACCCAUAUCUCUGAAGUUGACCCUUCCACCCAAAGGCAACCUGACAUCAUAAUCCCUUUAGUGGUGGAGAUCCAGACCACUGAGCAAGGCCUGAAGGAUGAAGAACGAGACUAUGAUGUGAUCCACUAUAGUUAUGAUUUGAUUAACCACACAGAGGAGGGCAGCACCGGCUUUCCGUUCGGCACAGACCGAGCCAGUAUCGCCAUGCCUGCGAACCCUGGACGAGCACUGAUGGUGUUCUUCAGCCUGCGGGUGACCAACAUGAUCUUUUCAGAUGAUCUCUUUAACAAGAGCUCUCCUGAAUACAAAGCUUUGGAGCAGCGUUUCAUUGAGCUGCUUGUGCCAUACCUGCAGUCCAACCUGAGCAACUUUGAGAACCUGGAGAUCCUGAACUUCAGGAACGGAAGUAUUGUCGUCAACAGCCGGAUGAAAUUUGGAAAACCUGUGCCACAAAGUGUCACCACCACAGUCUAUCUGAUCCUGGAGGACUUCUGUAAUACAGCCUACCAGACUAUGAACCUGGCCAUCGAUAAGUACUCACUGGACGUCGAGUCAGGUGACAAGGCCGACCCCUGUAAGUUCCAGGCGUGUAAUGAGUACGCAGAGUGUCAGGUGAACAAGUGGUCGGGGGAGGGAGAGUGCGUCUGCAAUGCUGGCUACUUCAGCGUGGAAGGCCUGCCCUGUCAGAGUAUCUGUGAGCUGCACACUGACUUUUGCCUCAAUGACGGCAAGUGUGACAUCAUCCCUGGCCAGGGCGCCAUCUGCAGGUGUCGUGUCGGAGAGAACUGGUGGUACAGAGGAGAGCACUGCGAGGAGUACGUGUCUGAGCCGCUGGUGGUCGGCAUAGCGAUCGCCUCCGUAGCCGGAUUCCUCUUUGUGGCGUCUGUGGUCAUCUUCUUCCUCGCCAGGACGUUACGGGAUCAGUAUGACAAGGAUGAGUCAGAGGACCCCAUUCGGCGAGCAGAGAGCCUCCCGUCUCUAGAAAGGGCGACCAAGUACAACCCCAUGUAUGAGAGUGAAGCCACCACCGGCUACAGCCAUUACUACCGCCGCUACCCCGAGGCUCUCGUGUACAGCAGCGCCAGCGCAGAGGCCUCCACCGACUUCAGCAGCGAGGAGAUACGACACAUCUACGAGAACAGUGAACUGACCAAGGAGGAAAUCCAAGACAGGAUACGCAUCAUUGAGCUCUACGCGAAGGACCGGCAGUUUGCAGACUUUGUACGCCAUCAUCAAGCUGUCGUGGAUACCCGCAGAGAGAGCUCAUCUGCACACACAUGAAACCCUCCUGGGAAAAAGCAAGCAUGGCGCUCAGGAUCUGGACUGAACUUUUUGAUCUCCACUAACGAGCCCUUCCUGAGUCUCCGGAUGAACCUACAUGUUGACUGCUCUUCCUCCUUCCUCUGUGCCUUCUCCUGACUCGAAGAGCUGGUUGUGACAUCAAGAGUUGCUCAUCUGCUGGACGUCUCCCUUUGUGGAAACUGGACUGAAUCCUCUUACUUGAACUGUUCAUCACAAUCUGUCAGUAUCGCUUUUGUUUAGUGGAAUAAUUGGUUUUGUUUCAUUGUGUUAAAACUGUCCACACCUAAAGGGAAGAACUUAAAAAUAUGAAUGUGUAUAUAGUGAUACUGUUGAGAUGUUUGCUCCUUAAGAUAUUAAUCUAUACUUUUCUUUGUCUCUACGAAGGUCAAAUUUCCUCUUUAGAUUUUCCUCAGAAAGGCACUGAGAAAGUUGUUUGUCUUUAAUCAAUGGUGCUAACCUAAUUUAAAAUGUAAGAGUCUGUAAUAAAACAUUUUUACAAACACCAGUGGAUCAAUUCUGGGCACACUACUGUGCAUUAGAGAAAUAGUUAACCAUUUGGGGGAAAGCAAUCAAUGGGGAAGAUAUGCUUAUUCCCUUUCUGAGACUUAAUUGAGACGAUGGAUUGGACCCUUAUAUCUUAUAGGACCAUCGGAUGCUGCUAGCUUAGCGCAAAAAAAUAGUGAAGCAACUGGCCUGACGCUGCCCUGAGCUCACGAGAUCUGCACACCGAAGUGCAUGCAUUUUAAGAAAACACUAAAGUUCAAUUAUUCCUUUGAGAUGGCUAAAUGUGGUGCUAGUCUAUGUAUUAUUACUAGAAGCAGCCUUUCACAAUCUGAACAUUAUUGCAACUAUUUUUCUUGGGGUGGUUGAUUUUUCCGCCUCUUUAACUACAUCAGUAGAAAGCUUGGGUGUGUACGUUUGUAGAGGUACGGUGUGGUCGACACGAGACAGUGAAAACAUGGUGUUGACAGAAAGGCAGAGAGCAUGAACCUUUUAAAGUUCUGGGAUUCAGAAAUAAGUGAAAACAUGCUUCAGUGAAAAAUGCUGUGGGGCAAGAGGCCGAGGGAUUCAUUCAAACGGUCUGCUUUCACAUCUUGUGUGUAAUGAACCUGAAAAAAACAGGAAAGGCAACCUGAUAAACAACUCGCUCUCUUUGGAGAAAAAACAUCUUACGCUGCAUCUCCUGCUGAAACAACUUCAAGGCUACCAACAGUUCUUUAAAAAAAGGAUCUGCCUCGUGACUACUUGUUUGGCUACCAAGCUGCUCCUCAAUCGGAAAACCUUCUGACCGAUCAAAUCCAGUGUUUUCUUUGGUCCUCUCACAUGUUCCUCCCUGAACAUGUCGGCCAGUGUAAAUGUCGGAGUAAGUUUCCUAUUGCUCCUUUCCUAACUUCUAGUUUACAUUACAUGCUUUUUUUACUCUUAUUUCAGAGGUCUACGCAAGCGAAACUAAC